Molecule: messenger RNA, 6347 nt
Organism: Amphiprion ocellaris (clown anemonefish)
Lineage: Eukaryota; Metazoa; Chordata; Actinopteri; Pomacentridae
Product: elongation of very long chain fatty acids protein 6-like
Exons: 4
Coding region: 261-962 (233 amino acids)
Biological process (GO): fatty acid elongation, saturated fatty acid; fatty acid elongation, polyunsaturated fatty acid; fatty acid elongation, monounsaturated fatty acid
Cellular component (GO): endoplasmic reticulum; endoplasmic reticulum membrane
Molecular function (GO): fatty acid elongase activity
Source: RefSeq, a predicted model, not a curated record
CAGCGCAUCCUCCGGACUUUCCCCGCUGAUAAACCUGAUCAUAUCUGCGGGUUAAAGCAGCAGGAGUCUCUCCGCAGCUCCACACUUUCACUCCUCCGCUUUUAUCGACGCUUCCAGAAACUUCAGGAGCAGGAAGAUGAACGACAGCGAACCGAGCAGCUCCCCGCUGGCGGAGUACGGCUUCGAGCGGCGGUUCGACGAGAGACGGGCUCUGGAAUGGAUGCAGGAGAACUGGUAGGAAGAACUGGAGGCAGUCCUUCAUGUUCUGUGGCCUUUAUGCUGCACUCGUCUUCCUCGGUCAGCACUACAUGAGGGAACGACCCAAACUGAACCUGAGGCGUCCGUUGGUGCUGUGGUCGCUCAGCCUCGCCGUGUUCAGCAUCAUUGGGGCGUUCAGGACGGGACUCUACAUGCUGCAUGUCCUGGCAAACAGCGGCUUCAGACAGUCGGUGUGUGACAACAGCUUCUACAGCGCCCCCGUCACCAAGUUCUGGGCCUACGCCUUCGUCCUCAGCAAAGCUCCGGAGCUGGGAGACACGGUGUUCAUCGUCCUGAGGAAGCAGCGCCUCAUCUUCCUGCACUGGUACCACCACAUCACCGUGCUGCUCUACUCCUGGUACUCCUACAAGGACCAGGUGGCGGGCGGUGGCUGGUUCAUGACCAUGAACUACCUGGUCCACUCGCUCAUGUACACGUACUACGCCGCCCGGGCCGCCGGCCUCCGGGUGCCUCGUCCCUUCGCCAUGAUCAUCACGGCCACCCAGAUCUUGCAGAUGGUGAUGGGCCUCGCCGUGGUGGGGCUGGUGUACCGCUGGAUGCACGAGGUCCGCUGUCCGUCCAACCUGCACAACAUCACGUGGGGCUCCUUAAUGUACCUCAGCUACCUGGUCCUGUUCGCCUCGUUCUUCUACAACAGCUACCUCAAAGGAUCGUCCAAGGAGAAAGGACAAAAGGUCGAGUAACUCGUCUGUACUGCGCUCACGGUCGUGUUAAAUUGUGCCAUCAGUAGAGGUGACCAACAUCGAGAAGCCAUGAACGUGGUCCAAGUCCCAGUACUAGACAACAAAAACAAUGAUACAUCUACGGAUUUAGAGCGUUUGGGAAGAGGAGACCGACUCGGACUCAGCACAUUUUAAUACGACCUCCUGAGUAGCUAUGGAGGGUGACUAGAGAGGAGUAGACCGCACUUCAUUUAAGUUAUUGCAUUGGCUACGUAGACUUUUGACCGGUAGCUAAAAACAGCCGUACGGGGGCCAAACAUUCGUCAGAGGGGGUUUAUUAAAGGCACUUUUCCACUGGCACCUACUCGGCUCGACUUGACUUGAAUCGAUUUAGGUGGUUUUCCGUUACAAUCGAGUACCACCUGAUCGUGGGUGGAGUCGUCGUAGCACGGCAGCCCAGAAGUCCCUUAACGUCAUUUGUGUGCGACACAAACGCAACACAUCAAUGGAGAACGACGGUAUACCUGCUGCUGGGUCAUAUUCAAAUUUUUCCAAGUUCCAUGAAGAGCAAUGUUCACCGUCGCUAUUGCCAGUUUUUUUUUUUUAAAUGGCGGGUUUGGUUUCAUGAAGGAGUCGCUCUCGUGUGUCGUCACUCCCUGUCCAGUCAGUGGCCUGCACUCUGUAGACGUCACGUUAUCAGCUCGCUGGGAACCCCGGCCGAGUAGGUACUAAAAUAGUACCCUACCUACCCUACCCUACCUACCUAAUGGAAAACCUCACAAACCGAGUAGAGUCAAGCUGAGUAGGUGCUGGUGGAAAAGUGCCAUAAUGUUUGUUUGUUUGUUGAAACUAUGAAGUGAGUCCUUGACAUAGAAGCACUUGUUGAUUUUUGCAUUGUUGAAGAAAUGAUUUGACGGUUAGGUAAUUAUGCUGAAAGUGAGAUGAGAGGAUCGAAAUUAGCUUAGCUUAGCAUAAAGACUGGAAGGAGGGGAUUGGAAAAGCACUUCUAACACUAACUAUAUGAAAUGUGACCUGUAUAUGAGCAGAGAUGUUUGAUUCAGCACCCAACUGGUUGUGGAUUUUUGGAGCCAAUGCUGAUUUUGAGAAGGUAAAAACAUCUUCAAUCUUAAUAUUGUUUUAUUGGCCAGUAUUUUAUAUAUAUCAUAUGUAUGUUUGAGUAAUAUUUACAGGAUGUAUUCCACGUACUAGUUAUCAGUUCCCCAUGAAGACACCAUUUGACUCAGCACCACUGACUGCUCUGCUACAUGUGCUGCAGACAGCUAAAUCUUGGAUAUAAUGGAAUCAGAGCCGCCCUGCUGGACAAGCUAUGCAAUGACACUAUUUCUAAAUGACCUUUUAGUGUCUUUUUCUGCAUUAUAUUCGAUGUAUCCGAUAUCAAACAACAAUAUUGACCAACUGAUUUGUUACUCAAGCUCUAGUUUGACCCAUUUGCUGUUUAGAUUUUUGGAUAAAUUUAGAUUUUGCUUUCUUUACAGAGAAGAUUCUCCAAAACUUGGCCAGUGUAGUCUCUGUUAGCACCUGUUGUUUACCUAGAAAUAAUCCUGACUGGGAACCUUGUCUGAUUUCGUUCCUAUGGCAGAGAAAUGUGUGAACUAGUGAGUAUUAGAGGUGUGUUUUCCAGACUAGCCGUUUCCCUCGGCUCUACAGCCUUUAUGCCAAGCUAGGCUAACCGCCUCCACCAGAAUGUUGAACCAUUCCUUUAAAAUAGUGUCUGUUUUGAACUGCAACCAGCAGCAUAGGAACUAAAAGGGAAUAAAUACUAAUGCACUGAUGACAAAGGGAUGUUUUCCACUAAUAAUAUGCAGAUCUGAAGCUGCCUUUGGAAAUAAUCGUGUUCCUAGAAUCACCGACCUGAUGAAGGCUUCAGCGUUGAACCCUCCCAGUGCUGCUCAUCAUGUAAACCACAGACCUUUGCACUGGACUGUUUGUAGCUACAGUAAAUGACUCACCAGCUGUGUUUCCAUUAAGGAUUUUUAUGCACAAUUUGAAGGAUUGCAUUAGAAGAAAGUCUAUAGAAUUGGCAGCAUUUGAAAAAUAAGCUGUGUCAUUAAAGACACGUUUAUCUCAUGUUUUUGAGUCAUUUUUGUUAAGGUUUUGUUGUUUUGGACACAUUUCAAAUAAUUUUAGACUCAUUUUAGACACAAUUUGGUUCUUUUAUUGGACAAAUUUCAAGACAUUUUGGAUGAUUUUCUGUCAUUUUGGACAUUUUGAGUCAUUAUGAACAUAUAAUGGGGUAAUUUUGGACAAAGAUUUAGUCACUCUGGGCAAAUUUUAAAUUAAUUUUGGCAAAAUUUGAGCCGUUUUAGCCAGAUUAUUGGUCAUUUAGGACAAUUCUGUUAUUUUUGACAUUUUUUUGAGUCAAUUUGGAGAAGAUUUUGAUAUUUGAAACAAAUUUUAAAUCAUUUUGGGCAGAUCUUAUCUCACUUUGGACACUUUUGAGUGAUUUUUCAAGACAUUUUGGACAAUAUCUGUCACUUUAAGCAGAUUUUGAGUAAAUUUUGCACAAAAUUUGAGCCAUUUCAGAUAGAUUUUCAGUUAUUUAGGCAACCAUUCUGUCAUUUUGGACUAUUUUUUGCGUAGUUUUGAGGCAAAGUAUUGCUAUUCUGGACAAAUUCUGAGUCCUUUUAGACAAAGUCUGGGUCAUUUUGGGUCACCUUUCUGGUUUUAAAUGCGUUUGUGAUUGCUGUCUUUGUGCAACAUACUGCCACCUGCAGCCUCAUUUGUUAGCUCCAAUGAUUAAUGGAAAACGAGUCCAAUUUGCAUUUUCUUUUAGAUGUUUUUUGCAACAUUUCAAAAGUUUGCCAUAAAUGUGUUUGAUCAUUUGAUGGAAACACAGCUCGUGACUGCUUCAGUUGGCAUUUAUUUGCAAACACAGCGACUGAUUUGAACAUCAGUGUAACCUGACCUUCCCUUCAUGUCUGCUCUUACCUCAUGUGCUGUUUGUUGCUUUAAAACGUCUGACUAAUGAGAGGAAGCCGUCCCAGAGCAAACUGCUCCCAGGAGGUGGAUUGUUUGAGGGUAAAAGUUAAAAUCCUAAUGUUUUCAUGCUUUUCUUUAAAAGCUGCACAUUCUGCAGAAACCACAUGUAUAGAUGCGUACAGAGACAGGAUUACUGUAAACACUGCACUGCCUUUGUCACGUUUAGAUAGUUUGAUUUUGGGUCGACUGAGUGGUUGGGGUUCAAAAACGUGGCUUUUAUGCUGUUAUAAUUGAGCCACAUCUUUAAAGGCUGGCCUUCUGCUGCUCUCUUUCCUCAUAUUUCUUGACUUUUUUUUAAUGAUCCUGUCAAAAUAUAAAGGGAAAAUGCCAAAAAACUAAGCAAAACGUGCAUAAACCUGCCGUUAAUUUCUACAAUCAACCAGAAAAAGAACUUUUGCCUGAUUAGUCAUUUUUUAAAAACAUUUUCUAGUUUUCAUUGUUCUAUAUGACCAUUUAUUGGACAUUUUCCAGUUUGUCUGGCAAUUUUUCACCACUUUGUUACCAGCAUAAACAAUCAAUUAUUUGAGAAAACAUUUAUCCAUAAAGAAUUUUUUACUGGUUGUGGCUCUUUAGUUUUCAUAAAUGACACUUUUUUCCAAAUUAGAAAACUUUGGCCAAAUGACUGAAAAACCCAAACUGUCCAAGAUGACCUAAACCUGUCAUAAUACUAAAAAAAAAUGUUCAAAAGCCUCAAACCUUUCCCAAAAUGAGACGAAAUUGGCCAAAGUAACAUCAACCUGUCCAUAAAAUGCACAGAAUUAUUUUUAAAAAGCUGCUCGCAGUCAUUGAAAUUUCUCCACAAUGCUCAAAAUUUGUCUGAAAUGAAUCAGAAAUUGUCCAGGAUUGCUCCAAAUUUAUCCAAAGAAGCAGCAAAAUAAUUUACAAUAUAAAAAAAAUAUCCAAAAUGAUGUAAACGUGUCCUAAAUGACUUUAAAUUUGUCUGAAAUAGGUUUAAAAAUGGUCCAAAAUGUCUCAAAACGUGACCAAAAUUAAUUUUCUUAAGCUGUUAAAGCAAAUAAAAGAUACUAAUGGAUCUGUUUGCUUUGAAGCAUUUCUGCCUUUAUUUUAAGGCAGAAAACUGGAAGAAACGCGGUAUUCGAAGCAGGGAUUUCCUGCCCUGGACCAAAGUGUGUUUUACACCUGAACCACUCGGUUUUCUUGAAGCGUCACACGUGUAAAAUAGACGUCAUUUUGUUGCUUUUUCCAUCCAAAUAUCACGAUUAUCUACAUUUAAUCUGCUGACAGACUGAUCGUGAAGCCACUUUUGCCUCUUUAACGUGAAGAAAGACUCUUAAAACCUCUGAUAGUUGAUGUUUAAAUGUGUUGCACUGUAGUUUUUGUGUUUGUGAUUCCAGACCAUGUCCUGUGUUUUACUGUAGACUUUCAUCACAGAAGCUGCUUCUUUCAUGAAGUUAAACACUGAGGAGGAGUUUGGCUCAUUUAAAGUUAAUUCUGCCGUCAUGUCCGACCACUAAAGGUGUUUGAUCCAGAAGGGGGUUUACAUUUAUGUCUGUGCUUUAGAAAAGACGAAGUUUUGAUAAUUUCAGCUCCAACAUCCAGUCCACUAGUUUGUCUUUCUCAUCCUUUAACCCUCCUGUUGUCCUCAUUUACAGGCACCAAAAACAUAUUGUUCCCUUGUCCGAAAAAAAUCCAAAAAUACAGCAAAAAAAUAAAUAAAUAAAUAAAAAAUUCCCAAAUUUAUAAAAAUGUAUAAAAUCUUCAGGAAGAAAAUUCCAAAAAAAUUGGUGCAAUUUUCCUUUAAAAGUUUUAUUUAAAAAAAAAAAUAAAUAAAUAAAAUAAAAAUUUGCGAGAAAUAAAAAUGUAAAAAAACUAAAAAACUAAAUAAAAAUUGUAAAUAUUUUUAAAACAUGAAUAAAAAUCUCCAGAAAAAACUCCUAAAAUUAUCUAAAGUGAUUACAUAUAUAUCAGUAAAAGCAGCAAAAUUCGCUGGAUUUUGGUUGAUUUUUUUUUCUGAAUGUUCUUAAACUUUUUUUUUUUAACAUUUCUUUUUUCCACCAAAAAAUGUUCAAAAAUUUCCCAAAAAUGUUGAAGUUUUCACUGUGAAAAUUUCUUUUUUUCCACAUUUUCAAACUUUGAAAUGGGUCAAUUUGACCCAGAGGACGACAUGAGGGUUACGUUGAGGAGAAAAAACUGCCAGAGACCAACUGAUUCCUGAAACUUGUUCUGUCAGACUGGAAUUAAUUGUAAUUUUGGAUCAUUUAUGUGCCAAAUUUUGCUUCUGUUUUUGUUUUCCUCUCAUGCAUUAAUGUGAACCUAAUGUUUGUGAAACACUGAUUUUCACGCCUGUGGAUUCUAACGUCAGCUGUGUUCGAAGGAACAAACACAAUUUAAGGGCUUCUAACGUUGAAAUGUUGUUACAAUAAACCCAUUCUGGUUAGAAACGUC